Molecule: messenger RNA, 3299 nt
Organism: Thermothelomyces thermophilus ATCC 42464
Lineage: Eukaryota; Fungi; Ascomycota; Sordariomycetes; Sordariales; Chaetomiaceae
Exons: 2
Coding region: 412-3126 (904 amino acids)
Source: RefSeq, a predicted model, not a curated record
CUGAAAGUACUGAUGAGUGACCGAGAUGCAUGCCUUGGAUGUUUGCGUGAGCAGAAAGGCAUCACAGUGCCGAAACAAAAUGGCGCACAACGGCUCUUGAAAAUUGAGCUUUGCGAAGCACCUGGCAGUGUGUUGUCAUUAUGGAGAGGGAACCGCUCCAGAUCAGCAAAACGCACAACUUCAACGAGAGAAAAGCGGUGGCUGGUAGCCCAACCACCGACUCUCUUAUCUCCUGCCCAACCUCGCACAAAUCCGCCCGUGAACUAUUCCUCUCCUUGUUUUGGGGCACGAUACAUUUUUUUCCUGCAUCAUCAAUGCAUCAUCGAUUCUUGUUCUGAGCUUUGGAUGGGCAAUUGACCGCGCAGCUCCUGUUCGUGUGGUGCCUGUCGCCGGCUCCUCGCACUCCGAAGCAUGAACUCCGACUCGCACUCGCACUCACAAAACUAUCGCAACUCACGCAAUUCACACAGCUUCAACUCGGAAGAACAUGUGGAGCAGCCUCGAACGCAUCUGCAGCCUUCGCCCGAGGUGAGACCGGGACAGGAUUCUCCGUCAACCGUUGAUCCGUCUGCGCGCCACUUGCAAACGCAGACGACACAUCAAACAGCCGCCCCUUACAAUCAGUCUUUUCCGGCCAUUCUGCCAGACGACAUCUUCACCCCCGCCACCGUCGCCCGAUCGUACGGGCCUCCCGUCAUCAUUGAGGGCCCCUACCGCCGCGUCCCGGAGAUUCCCCCUUUGGCUCCGUACGAGCGGUCAGACUGGUCGACGUCAAUGAAUCCCGCUAUGGCGACCGAUUUCCGGGAUGAGCUCGCCCGGCUCGACGGCGUUAUCACCCCGGGCGUCGACAACACGCCCUUCAUCCACUACGCCAUCGAGGCUCUCAGCCGAGACCGGGACACUGGCUUCUCGGCUACCAACUCGGGCAGCCAAAGCUCUUCAUCCGGGCCUGCCUUCGCACCACCACCACCGGGGCAUGGUCCUCAGGGACAUGGCCCUCAGUCCUACCAGCCCCAGCCACCACCACAACAGCAACCCCCUCCGGCCUCCGCUCCUCUAUUGUCCCACCCUCCGGAGGCCCAUCCCCAUGCCGAGACCGCGCCGCCAGACACGCGGCUGCAGCCACUCACGCGUCCGUUCAUGCCCGGGCCGCAGGAAUCUGCCCAGUCGCUUGCCGAGAGCCUCCUGAAGAAGGGCUCGCGCCCGCCCCAGCCUCACGCAUGGCGGCCCGUCGAACAAGACGAGCUUCUCGUCACCGGAAGCCACGUGCCACUGCCAACCUUCAGACCAUGGCCGCUGCGGACUCCGGCACUCCUUGUCUUUAUGCUCCUCUGCCUCCUCAUGAUUGCGGCUCUGAUCCUGAGCGCUGUCUAUUCGCAGCUUCACCAAGGCCUGCUAGAAUGGGACUCACUCUACGGCGGACGGUACUUCCUCUUCCGCAUUUUCCCACAGCUAAUAGCUGCUCCGAUGCUUCUAUAUGCGCAGCACAUGGUUAGAACCAUGUCCCGCAUGAUUCCCUUCGUGCGACUGGCGUCCAAGUCGGCCGAAGAGAGGGAAGGCGCCCUGUUCCAGGAGCUCUACCCCUCGUUCCUCUGGCCGCGCUUGGCCGGGCCGUGGAACGUCUGGGUUCCGGUUUUCGUCACCUGGCUGGCGAACUUCACCAUCCCGCUGCAGAGCUCGCUGUUCACCGUCAUCCUCGUGGAGCGGAGGUGGGUUUGGGCAACCGUCCAGGGCGUCGCCUGGACCCUCGUCGCGCUAUACCUCGCCCUGCUAGCCUCGACCGCGAUCGCCUGGCGGUAUUGGUCCGGCCUGGAGAGCACCGGCGUCAUCUGGGACCCCCGCUCCCUAGCCGACAUUGCCGCCCUCGUCUCCGAGACCAACACGGCCGACGACUACCGCGGUACCCAGUUGGCCCGGAGCCGCGACGGCAUCCGCUUCGCCCUGCGCCGCCGCGCCACCGACAGGCUGUGCUACUGGACCUGGAAAGACGGCCGCCACGGCCUCUGGUACACGCUCGGCAACCCCAUGGAAGAUGCCGACCCCCUCCUGCCCAUCCCGGACCCGGCGACCGCACAGCGAAUGCAACGCCACGACGAGAAACAUCCCGACCACGACCCUUACCACAACCAUGAUCCCGAGGCCUCCAACGGCGCCUCCCGCCACCAAUACGAAUACCUCCCCCUCCCGCUACGCACCUCCCCGCUUCUCUGGGCAACCAUCACGGCGACCGUCCUCGUCAUCGCCAUCUUCGUCGUCACUUUCCUCCCCUCCACCCGCCUGGAGAAGGGAUUCCCCCCGAGGCUGCGCACCGCCCCGCGCGGGGGCGCCUUCUCCCCGGCCGACUUUCUCUUCGCCUUCCUGCCCUCCCUCCUCGGCAUGCUCGUCUUCCUCGCCUAUCAGACCUUGGACAAGCACCUGCGCGUCCUGCAGCCCUGGGCCGCCAUGUCUUCUUCCCUGUCCCCGUCCUCGUCCUCGUCAACGACGACGACGACAAACCCGCCGCUCGCCGGCGCGCCCGCCGAGGCGAGCGUCCUCGCCGACUACGCGGCCUGCGCGCCGGGCGAGGCGACGGCGCGGGCGCUGCGUAACGGCCACUGGCGCGUCGCCGGCGUGUCCCUGCUCGCCGACCUCUUCGUCCUCAUCCCCGUGCUGGCGGGCGGCUCCUUCAUGGCCGUCACGCCCCGCGGGCGCGCGGGGGGCGGCGGCGAGGAGGAGGGGGGGGAGUGGGGCGAGGUGCGCAUGUUCGCCAACCAGGUCGCGUACGGCAUCCUGCUCGGCCUGCUGGCGCUGUACGUCGCCGGACUCGCGGUCCUGCUCCCGGCCCGGCAGGCGUUCCGCAUGCCGCACGGCGUCACCUGCCUGGCCGAGAUCGUCGGGUACCUGGUCAACUCCGAGAUCAGGGAGGAGCCCGCGUUCAAGCGGUGCGUGAGCCGGCGGGAGAUGGCGGGCAAGAUGGGCGCCGGCGGAGACGCGCCGGCCGGCAUGCAGACCCGGUGGGUGUUUGGUUUCGGCGACGGCGACGGCGACGGCGGCGUGGGCAACGGAGAGUUGGGUGUGAGGAGGGUGAGGAGGUUUACCGAGAAGCGGAGGGUGAGGAAGAGCCAGAUUCGUCGGCCGUUUCUGUGAGCUGGCCCGGGGAAAAGGGGGCAUCACGGAUGGGGGCGAAACUUAUGAUGGGAAACGAUACCAAAGGUGGUGGCACCUUGGAAAAAGAUCAGUGAUCUCUUGUCUGGCUUUAUCUCUACCCCUUUAUUUCGUCUUUCUCUCUCGAUUUUUCUUUUUCUUCUCUUUUUUUCUCU